AUGGGCAACACGGCCAUGUCGCAGCCGUCGGAAGCCCCUCCCGGGUGCUGGUUCACAAAGGUCCAUCCCGAGGGCAGAACGUACCACCCCUGGGUGCCGUGGGUUGACGUGGCCCGCAUGUACGAGGUCUCGAUGGACUGCGACUGCCGGCUGACCAAGCACUGCCCGCCGGGCCCGCCGCCCCUGCCGCCCUCGCUGCUCGAGUUCAUGCCGUCCAACAUCAGCGACGACGUCUACUACCGGUGCGGGGCGCAGCACCACCCGGGCGCCGACCGGACGUGGAACCCGGACUGGGGGGAGCCCUGGCUGGCCUGGUUCCCGUACAAGGGCUUUUCGCGCGUCAAGUACGAGGACCCCGGGUACCGCGAGUACAAGGGCCGCAAGCCGCGGCCGCGCGUCGUGCGCAAGCGGCGCACCGACCCCUCGUACGACUCGCUCUUUGUCGGCAUGGGCCGCCGCGAGGCCGCCGCCCAGAUCUACCGCUGGGCGGCGCCGGACAAGCGGGCCGCCCUGCAUCGCAGGUUCGGCGGGCCCGACGGCGACACGCGGCCCUUCCUGCUCGCCCUGCUGCUCGCCGAGCCCGACAUGCACGCCAGCACGCUCAUCGAGCGCCUGCCGCCGGCGGAGCGCGACGCCGUGCUGCGCUGCAGCAACGUCGCCGUCCGGCUGGGCCUGCGGGCCAUGCGGCGCGAGGCGGAGGCGCUGGCGCUGGCGCGGCGGGCCACGCGCGGCGACGCCGCCGCGAUGCCCGCGUACCUGGCCCGGGUGGCCGGCCGGUACCUGGACUACAUGGCGGGCGGGAAACCCGUCUGGCGGCGCGGCAUCGCCGACGGCAGCCUGGACGACCACAAUGACGGCAACGACGAUGACAGCAACAACAACAGCAGCAGCAGCAACAACAACGACGACGACGACGACGACGCCGCCUGCGCGGCCGUCUACCGCGACGCCGUGGCCGACUUCAAGCGCCCGCAGGAGGACAGGUACGUGGCCGGCAUCUCCGAGAUCCUGUUCUCGCUCGACAAGAUGGCCGCCGACAACGAGCUGCUGGACGCGCUGGCGUCGGCCGGCCCGCGGGUCAACCUGACCAUGACCGGGGAAAACAUGAGGCAGGCGUUUGGGCCGGCGUUUCCCGACGUGGCGGUGGGGCUCGAGUUUUUCACGCUGGCCUUGCACGCCAUUUCCGCGGGGGGUUCCGCGGGGGAUCCCGCGCGGGGGGCUGCUGCCUAG
Ustilaginoidea virens is the source of this 1230-nucleotide messenger RNA. RefSeq lists its product as uncharacterized. Lineage: Eukaryota; Fungi; Ascomycota; Sordariomycetes; Hypocreales; Clavicipitaceae. The record is from RefSeq and is a predicted model, not a curated record. Bases 1 to 1230 code for a protein of 409 amino acids. The transcript has a single exon.